AUGUUGGAGGGAAGGUUGUUGGGUGGUGCUAUUGUGAUGUGGAUGUUGGCAUGGAGGUGGGUUGUUCCGAUGGGAGAAUCGGCCAUAGGGGUUAACUGGGGCACCGUUUCUUUCCACAAGUUGAAGCCUUCCACGGUGGUUGAUCUCUUGAAAGAUAAUAAGAUUCCAAAAGUGAAGGUGUUUGAGGCAGAGCCUGAGGUGCUUAAGGCUCUCAUGGGGAGUGGGAUUCAGGUGAUGGUUGGGAUCCCCAAUGAGAUGUUGGCUCUCUUGAGCACUUCCCCUGCGGCUGCUGAUUUGUGGCUUCGCCAGAAUGUUUCUGCUUACAUUGGAAAAGAUGGUGCUGAUAUCAGGUACAUUGCUGUUGGUAAUGAACCAUUCCUCGCUAGUUAUAAUGGUGAAUAUCAGAACUUGGUGAUGCCAGCCAUACUCAAUCUACAGCAGUCUUUAGUGAGAGCAAAUCUGGCUAGUUACAUUAAACUAGUUGUGCCCUGCAAUGCAGAUGCAUACGAGUCUUCACUUCCUUCCCAAGGAGCAUUCCGUCCGGAACUAACUCAAAUCAUCACUCAGCUGGUUCAGUUCCUCAACUCAAACGGUGCCCCAUUUGUUGUUAAUAUCUACCCAUUCCUCAGUCUCUAUGACAACAAAGAUUUCCCACAAGAUUAUGCAUUCUUUGAGGGAACUACUCAUCCUGUCACAGAUGGUAACAAUGUGUACACUAAUGCAUUUGAUGGAAACUAUGAUACUUUGGUUGCAGCCCUGACUAAACUUGGAUACGGUCAGAUGCCUAUAAUCAUUGGGGAAAUUGGUUGGCCCUCUGAUGGAGCCAUUGGUGCAAGUAUUACUGCAGCAAAGGUAUUCAAUCAAGGUCUCAUCAGCAAUGUUCUAAAUAGCAAAGGGACCCCUUUGAGGCCUGGUGCUCCUCCUAUGGACAUCUAUAUCUUCAGUCUGCUUGAUGAAGGAGCAAAGAGCACACUGCCAGGAGGGUUUGAGAGACACUGGGGGAUAUUCUCAUUUGAUGGGCAAGCUAAGUACCCUCUAAACCUUGGCCUUGGAAACAAGGAAUUGAAGAAUGCAAAGAAUGUUCAGUAUCUUCCAUCUAGAUGGUGUGUAGCAAGCCCCUCCAUAGAUGCUCAAAACGUAGCAAACCAUAUGAGAAUUGCAUGCAGUGUUGCGGAUUGCACCACACUUGAUUAUGGAGGUUCAUGUAAUGGGAUUGGGGAGAAGGGUAACAUCUCAUAUGCUUUCAACAGUUACUAUCAGUUGCAAAUGCAAGACUCACGAAGCUGCAAUUUUGAUGGUCUUGGUAUGAUCACUUUCCGAGACCCUUCAGUUGGUGACUGUCGUUUUCUUGUGGGCGUCGCAGACAAAGGCUCUGAUUCGUCUGUUUCUCAGACCAGAUAUCAGUGGUGGGUUCUUCUACCAUUUCUAAUCAUACAAUUAUCUCUUCUUUUUCAAUGUGAUUCAGAGUUUUCUUAA
Sphenostylis stenocarpa is the source of this 1476-nucleotide messenger RNA. The record is from the annotation of a GenBank genome assembly. Lineage: Eukaryota; Viridiplantae; Streptophyta; Magnoliopsida; Fabales; Fabaceae.